UUUUUAAUAUCCUGUUAUGAAAAAUGUUGCAUCAUCAAAAUAAAUGUACUCCGUACGACAGCACAGCAAAGCCGAGUAUUUACUAGAUAAUAUGGAAACACUGUGUUACCCAACAUUUGAUUGAAAUGAUAAAUCGUCAGUAUAAAUGGAAGUAAAAAUAAUUCAAAGCCAGUUGUGGUUGAGCUCUUUAGAAAGAACGCUAUCUAUAUCUUGCACGCAUUUUGCUCUUCCUUCGAUAACGAUGUAUUCGAGACUGUUUUGCCUCAUUCUGAUAUGCCUGACGUUCAAAGAAAAUUCACUCGUAAGUGGAAAAUCCAUCGCGGAUGAUACGAAUCCAUCAGAGAAAGUAAUCCAAAUUCCAAUUUACGAUUGCGAAGACGUUAUAAAUAACAGUACGAGUACAUUCAAGAUCAAGGUCGAGCUGCCACGAAAUCAUUCAAAAAAAUGCACUUGGGGUAUCAAGGCACCAGAAGGUCAUUCGGUUCAGAUUUCUUCCUUUGAAGUAUACAAUGACUCUGCGCCCUUGAGAUCAGCGCCAAUAGAAGACGGCAUCGAGGUACUAGUUUUCGAUUACGAUGCAGUUUACGUACAGGCAAUCACAUCCAUAACGAGGAUUUUUGGAGACUACUUGAGAAUUGCUGUCGAUUACAAUCAUCAGAGGAGGACGCAUCGCGAUGCCAAUCUUGCGCUCCUUUUUACCAUUAAAUAUAUUGACUAUUCCACUAAUCUGGAAUAAUAGAAAUAAAUUAUCAUCCAACAACAA
Nasonia vitripennis (jewel wasp) is the source of this 763-nucleotide messenger RNA. RefSeq lists its product as uncharacterized. The transcript has 3 exons. Lineage: Eukaryota; Metazoa; Arthropoda; Insecta; Hymenoptera; Pteromalidae. The record is from RefSeq and is a predicted model, not a curated record. Bases 146 to 736 code for a protein of 196 amino acids.